Messenger RNA from Hyaloperonospora brassicae, 2157 nucleotides. NCBI's taxonomy places the organism in Eukaryota, Oomycota, Peronosporomycetes, Peronosporales, Peronosporaceae. The record is from the annotation of a GenBank genome assembly.
AUGUCGACUGCCCUUCGCUCGCGCUUCGUUCGCAGUGCAGGCGCUGAUGCGACAGAAAGCAGUGACAGUCACGUACGGGACGCAGCGCGUGACAACGUGGACGACCGGUACCCAUUAGGCGGUCACGUUCGUCCGGAGCUUAUGCCACGCGGCGAUCCGAUGCCUUUGAAUGACCGUCCGGUGCGGUGUUCGCGACCGUUGCAGCGAGACGGUGUUGCACCUCUUUGUUCCGGUACAGGCCGUCGGUCCACUGGAUCUCGUGCAGAUGCAGCGCGAGAAGAGCCGACGGACGACCGGAGCCGUCGACCGACACCGUCGGCCACGACGAAACGUGCGGAGAAGAUGUGGUACAACGACUCGGACGAAGAAGAGGUCGAGGAGAAGGAGCUCGUGGCCAAGUUGGCCGCGGCACGGAAGCACAUGGUGGCGAUCCGUGCGGUGCCGAGCGACGUGGACCCGAAACGAAGCGGUGUGGAACGGCCCGAGGUGCAGUGUGCCUCGAGGCCUUCGCCAACGACACUACAGGCCGUGUCGCCCCUUCCAAUGGUCGGCACGGACGCAGCAGUGGACCGUCGAGCUGCGAACGUUCGUGUCGCCAGCAGAGCAGCCACUGCUGCAAAGUCAGCGCGCGACACGUUGCCAACAUCGACGCCGUCGCCGUCGACUGUGUCCGCCAGCGGCACUGCCACUGACGCAGUGCAGUCGACAAAAGUGCAGACUGGUGGCUUUGGGAACGCGCCGACCAUUGUCAUCAACCGGCGCACGGACCGCCUGAAGCACUCUGCGAGUGGGUCCGAGUACAGCGGAUCGCCUCGGGUCGGAGGUGGCAGCCCCGAGGAGGUGCUCAGUCCUGGGCCACGCAAAGCCCCUGGCGCGUUUCCCGGGCGACCGGGUACUGGUGUCCUGCUGGAGGGGUGGCUCCGUCUGAAGCAGCGCCGUGGUGUCAAGGGCCUCAAGAAAUGGGACGCGCGCUACUUUGUCCUUCACGCGCGAUCCAAUGAGGUGCGCUACUACGCGGACGUCGUGCAGUCGGCCUGGGGAACGAUUCCACUGGGGGAGCUCGGAUCGAUCUCCCUGCGGCUCAUCCAGCGCAUCGGGAAGCUCAGCCAUCCCCGGUACAAAGGCUGCCACUUUGACAUCACGUGCCGCCGCAACACGUGGGGCACACACUGUGCCGACGACGACAUAUCUUCCGACGACGAGGACCCGAGUGGCAACACCAACGUGACCAGCGAAGCCGCAGGAGUCGCACCUUCAAGGCAGGAAAAAGGUGGCAGUACCCCGCGCUCGACUCGAGUGUACAGCCUGGUCGCUGACUCGCCACAAGUUACAGUUGCGUGGGUAAACAUGCUGGACUCGCUGCUGACGCGCAGUGCCAACAGCCCACGACCGGAGACGAGUGCGCCAGUCGAGACUUCUAGCGCAGCCUCAGUCGCGAACGUCGGUGCUCGGGGCAAAAAGCCUGUCGUACGACCACAAGAUGGUGCUCUCGAUCCAGAGCUGUCGGUGCUGUUGGGUCCUGGAGAAAGCGUCCCCAGGGCCACCGUCUACGCCAUGAACUUCAUCUUUGACUCGACGCCAGGCAUCGAGACGCCCAAGUUCUACGAAGCCGCACCUGACGCUACGAAGCUGAAGGCUGCCUUGAAGUUCCUCAACGGGUUUGCUGGCCAACACGUGAGUCGCAAACCGACCAAAGCCGAGUUGGAGGAACUGCUGGACGCAGUGACUGCUGGUGCCGUCAUCAAACGGUGGCUACAGCAGCUGCAGCAGCCUCUGGUUCCGUGCGCACUGUACGACGACUACCGAGCACUUGCGCAGACCACGUCAGUGGAUCGACGUCCAAAGCUCUGUGCACUGCUCGAAGCCCUUCCCAAGAAAAACCUUACCAUGUUGGCGUGUCUGCUCUUCCACCUGAACGACGUGAACGUGUACGCGUCGAAGAACGGAAUGGACGCAACGCGACUCGCGCACGACUUUACUGCAUUUAUCCUGCGACCCUCCACGCGAUCGUCGUCGUCGUCGCCCUGCAGUAGUGACAAGUCAAGAGACGACGCUACGGCCGCAGCGAUGCAACACCUCGUGGCAGAAAUGAUCAUUAACGUCGACACGUUCAUGGACGAGAAAGAAGCCCAAGUGCUCGAGGACAACCGACUGUAA